AUGCCCCUUCAUCCCGUACUAUCACGCCAAGCUCACCGCAUGCUCAACAUGAUGCCAACUCUGGGUCUGCCUCAAAUGCAAGUGAUGGAGGAGUUGGAGAUCCUAUGCUUGAAACUUUUUUCAGAAAUUAAUCGAGUUCGAGUGUCUUUAUUCCAGUUUGAGUUCGCUAAAGAUGCGAUGGCUAACCUUCCUGAGCCGGAGGGUGAGUACAACUUUGUGGGAAGGAUACUUGGGCCGAGGGGCAUGACCGCUAAACAGUUGGAACAAGAAACUGGGUGUAAAAUUAUGGUGCGUGGGAAAGGAUCAAUGCGGGAUAAAAUUAAGGAGGAAGCCAAUCGGGGCAAACCCAAUUGGGAACACUUGUCGGAAGAUCUUCAUGUACUUAUUCAGUGUGAAGAUACACCGAAUAGGGCUGUCUUGAAGUUAAAACGCGCAGUCGCAGAAGUCAAAAAACUGCUAGUUCCGUCGUCAGACGAUGAUGAGUUAAAACGUAAACAGUUGAUGGAAUUAGCAAUAAUCAAUGGGACUUAUCGCUCAAACAGUUCAAAUCAACCUGGUGCUGCACAAGUUGCAGCAGUGGCCAAUAAGAAUUCACUUGCUGCCAUACAGCGGCUAAUGGCUCCGGUUCCAUUAGCAGCAGCUGCUCAGCCUGGAAGUCUUCGAUCACCAACUCUGGCUGGUGCUCCAAUAAUUUUGUCACCAUCGAGAUCCGCAUCUAAUGCGCAGACAGCAGCCAGUGCUGCAGCAGCGGCUGCUCUGGCAGCCCAGCUUCAGGCAGUUGCAAGUCAACAACAACAGCAAAAUGCUGCAGCAUUGGCGUUUUCACAACAAGCAACAAGCACCGCUACACCUUCUGUUGCAAGCCUUCCUGCACAGCUAUUACAACAGCCAGCCAUAGCCCAAAGUGACUACGGCCAGUUGUAUUUAAACUCACUUCAAUACGAUCCUACUGGAGCUGCCUAUGCUGUACCAGUUAGUAACGCAGCAUCACUUCAAGUACAACAACAGUAUGCAGCUGCAGCACUGCUUGGUGUUACGCCUUACAUAGGCGAUUAUUCUACCAUGGAUUUAUCCAGUGCUGGUCAGUUAUCCAUAAAAAUUCCUUGGGCUAUGUUAUCUAACCAGCGUCGAGUUCUCGGCCAAGCCAGGGACCACCCGUAUGCAGCUGGAAAGAGUACCACAUCUUAG
Molecule: messenger RNA, 1188 nt
Organism: Enterobius vermicularis (human pinworm)
Lineage: Eukaryota; Metazoa; Nematoda; Chromadorea; Rhabditida; Oxyuridae
Source: the annotation of a GenBank genome assembly